Messenger RNA from Fusarium venenatum, 1218 nucleotides. RefSeq lists its product as uncharacterized. Lineage: Eukaryota; Fungi; Ascomycota; Sordariomycetes; Hypocreales; Nectriaceae. The record is from RefSeq and is a predicted model, not a curated record.
AUGGAUGGACCCGAAAAUUGUCCCGAGGGCGAAACUCGCGGUGCCAAAGAGCUGGUCGUCAAGUUGAUUGUCGCCCAUCUCACUGCAGUUGUCGCCUUCUGUCACCUUCAAUCUCUCCGCAAUGAGCGUCUAGACACCAUCGAACCAGUACUAUUCCUCCUCUCCCCAUUUAUCGUCGUCUUCCAAACAGCUCUUGGUCUGGUCACCAUCCACUGCCAUCUUAUUGAAAGUAUGCUCAGAUCACCCAAAUCUUGGCCCACUCAUAUGAGCAUUUAUGCGCGCCACUGGAGUCUUUUGUUUGCAAGGAAACCAACACCUAGACUAAAGGGAGAUGAUGACUAUCGUUCUAAGCCCGGGGGAGCUUGGUUGAAUCUGGGGAGACUACUAGUCAUGUCUGGGACGCUCUUCCAGUUCGUGGCGACCAUCUUUUUAUACAGGCGAAGGUGGAACCUCUAUGGCUGGGAGUCUCUCUCCAUCGUUGAUCACCGAACGUUUGAGUUGGCCGUUGGUGGCGCUACACUCACAGUCAUGUCCAUCUUUCUGGCGCUCAGACUACCGGGCUUUGCUGAAGCUCCUCUGACCCCGUAUACCCAAGAGAACAGUCCAGCGCCAGAGCAAAUCAUCAUCUUCUGUCGUGGUGAUGGAAGACGUUGUCCUAAAUGGUACUUGCCGUUAUACAUAUCUGAAUAUGUGCCAGAAACGACAGCAGCAACAUGGCUUUUAUGCGUCUUUUUUUCGACAUACCAAGGCGAGAUGAUAUGGCUGGGACAUGUGACAUAUCUCUCUAUUCUUAUUUAUGAGAUUUCCACCGAGCCGCUUGGCCUUCAUGUUUCGGUCUGGACAUUCUAUCUUCUUGCAGCCAUGUUGAUCAGCCUCUGGACAGCAGCCGCAAAGAUUCUUUCACGCCUUCCCAGCAGUACCUUUACCGAUUUGGAUAGAAAACAUCCCUGGAUAGCUAGGCCAGCCAUUAUCAUUUUGGGUGCUAUGUUUUUCAGCUUCUAUUUCAUAUUAGGUAUGUUCAUGGUCAUGUGUGUUUCUCUACUCGGGUUCGCUAUACUACCGGCCCUGCUAUCUAGUGUAGUCAGUAUUGGAUUGACCAAAGGUUGGGAAGCCCACGCUAUGUUUUCCCAGGUACCCUUUGGGACAAACGAUGAAGCGACUGAGUGUUUAUUGCUUUGGAAGGAUCCCGUGGCUGAGUAUCUAUGGUCCCUUGUCUAG